AAAAAACUUACGAAAAAUAUAUAAUUAAAUAUUAAAUUUAUAAUAAUUUGUGCUAAAAAAAAAUAAAGGAAGUACCGUUAUAAAAAAAAAAACAAAAAAAAAGAAUCUCAAAGACAAAAGAAUAAAAAAAUAAUAAAAAAGUGAUCUGAACGUACGGAAAGCAACGAGACGACGACGUCAACAGCAACAAACACAUUGAUAUUUUAAAUAUACAUAAAACUAAAGUAAAAUAAAGUUUUGAAGUUAAAUACAACAACAAAUAAAGCUUCUUCGUUUAAUACAAAAAAAAAGUUCGUGUUUACUAAAAAUAUAAUAAAAAAAAUGAAAGUUAAGAUUUCAUGCCAAAUUAUAGCAAAAAUGUUGUUAAUGAAGUAAUGUACAAUUAAAAAUAGUAACAAAGAGGAGUGUUUAGCAUUGAGCGGAUCAACAAAGUCUGUCAAUUGGGACACGACUGCGGAUAAUUUCAACAUAAUAAUAAGGAUUUUCAAUUGAACUUUGUCAAUAAAUUGGAAGCAUCAAAGGAAUAUUUUCGAUCUGAGAUUUUUAUUGCAUCGCCGAGGAAGAUUUGUCGAUUGAACUCGGAGAUAACCUCGACGAAGAAAGUCGAGAAAAGAUAAACAAAAAAGCAACAGAAGAGAAGUAAAAUCAAAUAAAUCGGAUCAAUUGAAUGCUAAAUGUCUGCAAAAAGGAUACAAUUUGUCUGAAAGUGUUUGAAAUAAAAUACAAUAAUCAUCAUCACACACGCACCUAUGCAUCUGUGCAUGACUUAAAUCCAAAAAGUGUUCAACAUUGUGUGCUUUAUAUUUAAAAUUAAACAAGAAUCAUUCGAUUCCGAGUAAUACGAGACACAAACACACCCAAAAUGGGAAACGAAACAUUCAUAAUCCUCGUCGUCGCUGUCAUUGCCGCUUGCAUCAUGACAACAGAAACGUACCCGCAAGCGACAUUCGGCACAAGCAACUCCGGUUUGACGACGAUCGACAUGCCGCUGAUUCCGCGCUUCGUUUGCCCGGAAGGCGAUUACUGCACGUGUGACAACAUGUCGCCCGAAUACGAGAUUCAGUGUCCGCGCAUCGAUCCGCAUGUGCAUCUGAGGAUUUUGCAACCGGCUUACAUCAUGGUUCAGUGCUUCAGUUACAACGAGACGGCCUACGAGGAGAUUCCGCGCAUGAAUUUGGGCGAAAUUCAAAAGUUGCACUUUCAACAAUGUCCGUUGCCGCAAGGAAGAAGUCUUCAUUCGAUCGCCGAGCACUUCAAUGCAUCGCGAAUUCGCACGUUGAUCUUCCAGAUGCCAAGUUACGCGGGAAAUGUGCGGUUACAUCGUGCCCAUUUGAGUGGAUUUCAACAUUUGCAACGCUUAUCCAUCACAGAUAACACGCAAACGGAGCUCCCGAGUGACUUAUUCGACGAUUUGGGCACUCUCAAUUGGCUGCAACUCAAAUCCGGGCGAGAAUAUUUGCCGCAAGACAUUUUUAGCAAACUCCCGAACUUGCAAGUGAUUGAAUUGGCGAUGAAAUUACGCGAAUUCAACCCGAAAAUGUUCGUAAAUCAGAAAAAUAUUCGCACUCUGAACCUCUGGGGCAACAGAUUGUCGAAUUUAUCGAAAGAUUCGUUCGAAAAUUUAGCUUCCGUCGUCGAAAUGGACCUCAGUUCGAACGGAUUGGAAACUUUGAACGUCGGAAUCUUCGAUCCCUUACGAAAUUUGAUGAAUCUCAACCUAAAUGCGAACAAUUUUUCAUCACUGCCCGAAAAUCUCCUCGCCCAAAAUACAGAAAUGCACGAAUUUCGCAUGUUAAAUAAUCGUCAACAGCUCAAAGCUCUGCCAGCUGCCUUGCUUGCGAACAAACCGAAGCUCAAUAAAGUCUUGAUUCGAGCGGAUGUCGAAGAAUUGCCCGAAGAUUUAUUCGCUGGAUCAAAAAAUAUCGUCACAAUUGGGAUGGAUGGCAAUAAAUUGCAAAAAUUACCCCCGAAAUUGCUUCAAGAUCAAAGCGAACUGCAAGAAUUGGAUCUGAAACAUAACCAACUGGUGCAUUUGGAUGAAUAUAUCUUUGCGGGAACUAGAUCGUUGCGCAUCGUGCAUCUCUCGUACAAUCAACUGCUCAAUAUUUCAUCAAACGUCUUUGCUCAUUUGGAGAAUCUCAUGGAGCUCUAUUUGGACCAUAACAACCUUCACACUAUUGGAUCUCAUGCCUUCCAUGAAAACAUCGAAAAGCUCCAUUUGCAAUUCAAUCGACUUACGUUCCGAGAGGAGUUCAAAAUUCGAGAUUACGAGCCCACAGACGACGACGAAUACACCCAAUCGCUCGGAAAACUCAAAAAUUUGCGCGAAUUACGCUUGGAUCACAACCUGAUCGAAACAAUUUUCGGCGAUUGGACCUUAAACAUGCUCUCGUUGGAGGAAUUGGACUUGUCAAACAACCACAUUUCGUAUUUAUCGGCCGAACAUUUGCAAUUUUCACAGAAUUCGUUGAGAGUCAACUUAAGCAACAACCAAAUCGAGAAAAUAGAUUUGCAUCGCAUGACCUUAAUUGCGGAAAAUAACUCGAAACGGAAUCCAACGCAAGUGUUUUUGGGUUCAAAUCCGCUAAAUUGCAAUUGUUUCGCCUUAUCGCUCGUGCAAUUGGUCAAAGACAAUUCUCAAAUUCGGAAUUUCAUCGAUUUCGAAGUCGAUCAGUUGAGAUGUAGUGCGCCUCAGAUGCUGCGAGGACGAAAUGUGAAGGAAAUUUCGCCGUUCGAGCUCGUUUGUAAACUCGACGAUGUGCAUCAAGGCAAGGAAAGGUAUUGCCCGGAGGGUUGCGAUUGUCAAGUACGUCCUGUGGAUCGAACAGCGCUCGUAAAUUGCUCAAAUGCGGGCUUAAAUGACGUUCCUCAGCUAUUUGAACCGUCAAAUAUGAACAUCAGCAUUCAUCAUAUGGAGUUGGAUUUGUCGGGUAACUUCAUCAAUGAACUUCCAGAUGCGUCAAUGGUUCUCGGGUACAACAGCAUCUCGAAAUUACUUCUGGAUCAUAACAACAUUUCGUCUUUGUAUGCGGAAAAUAUCCCGAAAAACGUGAAAUAUUUGACUUUAGACCAUAACAACUUGCAAUGGAUGAACGUUUCGGUCUUGGAUCAGCUGAAUCACACAAAAUCCUUGGAAAAAGUCUUCCUGAGCGAGAAUCCAUGGACUUGUGAUUGUACAACCCUCGAAUUUUUGGUGUUCGUUCAAUCGCAACAUGAAAAAAUUGGCGAUUACGAGAGGAUUUCAUGUUCAAAUGGGAUGCCCGUGUCAAAAAUGGUUGCCGGCGACUUCUGUUCCGAAGAGAAUUUGGCUGUUAUUCUCAUUGCCGUCAUUAUUGCCUUAUUCAGCAUCUUCAUUGCCAUCGCUGCACUCCUUUAUAUCAAGUAUUCGCAAGAGAUCAAGGUCUGGUUGUUCGCCAAAGGAUGGCUUUUGUGGCUCAUUAGCGAAGACGAGAUCGACGAAGACAAAAAAUACGACGCUUUCAUCUCUUUUUCGCAGCACGACGAGGAUCUCGUUGCCGAAUAUUUAGUGCCUGAGCUCGAAAGUGGCGAAUUUCCGUACAAACUGUGCAUCCAUUUCCGUGAUUGGAUCGUCGGAGACGUAAUUGCGGAUCAGGUAACACGUUCCGUGAACGAAUCACGAAAAACCAUCGUCAUCCUGUCACCAAACUUCUUAACUUCCGUAUGGGGCCAAGCUGAAUUCCGUCAAGCGCAUAAUUUGGCAGUGAAAGAAGGACUUUCGCGCGUUAUUAUGAUCCUUUAUGGCGAUAUUGGGCCCGUUGAGAAGCUAGAUCCUGAAUUACAAGCUUAUUUGAAGACAAAUACGUAUCUCACGUGGGGCGAUCAAUGGUUUUGGCGAAAAUUACGAUAUGCUCUGAGACAUCCGAUCAGCAUGAGAGGUCAAAAUAAACACGGAUUGGUUAAAAGUUCGAUGAAAACUUCCGUUGACGACAAGUUGGAGCUGAUUAUUCCGUCGCCUGUGACUCCGACACUUACAACACCGCCCGCCGAAAGUGCAAAUAACUCGCUAAUCACGAAAUUAGCGUCGAAAAAUGCGAAAAAUCACGGAAACGGACAUUUGCCGAACAAUAACAAAUUCAUCAAUGGCGGAUAUAUUCCGAACAACGGCUAUAAUGGCUCAAUUAAUGGGCAUGUAAAUGGUGCUUUCAUUAUCAACACAAACGCAAAACAGAGCGACGUGUAAUAAUUACUGAAUCUCGCGUUUUCUUGUACAAUAUUCGACAGUGAUCGGGGGAAUUCACCUGAAAUGGUCUAAAAACCCACAUUUUCCUUGACUUAUUAAAUCAUGACUUUACGAUAAAAAAUUUUUUAUUAUUAUUUUAUAAAUUAUAUAAGAAAAAGAGCCUUUUUGAAUACUUAGCAUUUAAGUUCGAAUCUCACGAAACGGUGAAUUUAUGUUGACGUUAAAUGAUUAUUGUAACGAAAUUCUACAAUAAAAUGUUAGAAUAGCAAAGAACUAACCUUAGAAUAGGCAAUUAGCGAUGUAAGUUGUAUAAAGAGUGACUAAAUUAUUUGUAAGUAAAUUAAAUAUGUAAAAAAUAUGUUUGUUAAGGAACUUAUGACGACUGCUUUAGACAUAUGUA
Culicoides brevitarsis is the source of this 4601-nucleotide messenger RNA. RefSeq names its product protein toll (gene Tl). The transcript is spliced from 6 exons. The record is from RefSeq and is a predicted model, not a curated record. Gene Ontology annotation, cellular component: plasma membrane. The coding region runs from base 863 to 4201 and encodes 1112 amino acids. Lineage: Eukaryota; Metazoa; Arthropoda; Insecta; Diptera; Ceratopogonidae. Gene Ontology annotation, molecular function: transmembrane signaling receptor activity; protein binding. Gene Ontology annotation, biological process: inflammatory response; toll-like receptor signaling pathway; immune response.